AUGGCUCUGAGUGGCAACUGCAGGACUUACCUUCCUGCUCGGGAGCAGGGGACUGGGCUCCACUCCUUCCCAGAGGUAGUGGAGCUAAACGUGGGUGGCCAGGUCUACUUCACCCGCCACUCCACCUUGGUUGGCACCCCUCACUCCCUGCUCUGGAAAAUGUUCACCCCAAAGAGAGACACAGCCAACGAUCUGGCCAAGGACUCCAAGGGAAGAUUCUUCAUUGACAGAGAUGGUUUCCUCUUCCGCUAUAUUCUGGACUAUCUCAGGGACAAGCAAGUGGUUCUGCCUGACCACUUCCCAGAGAAGGGGAGGCUCAAGAGGGAGGCUGAGUACUUCCAGCUCCCGGACUUGGUCAAGCUUCUGACUCCUGAUGACAACAAGCAAAGCCCAGAUGAUUAUUGCCACAGUGACUAUGAAGAGGUCUCCCAGGGCAGUGACACCAGAAUCUGCCCACCUUCAGCACUCUUACCGCCCGAUCGUAAGUGGGGAUUCAUUACCAUUGGCUACCGGGGGUCGUGCACUAUUGGCAGGGAGAGCCAAGCCGAUGCCAAAUUCAGGAGGGUCCCAAGGAUUUUGGUUUGUGGAAGGAUUGCUCUGGUCAAAGAGGUCUUUGGAGAAAGUUUGAAUGAAAGCAGAGAUCCGGACAGGGCUCCAGAGAGGUACACCUCCAGGUUUUAUCUCAAGUUCAAGCACCUGGAGAGGGCUUUUGACAUGUUGUCUGAAUGUGGAUUCCACAUGGUGGCCUGUAACUCCUCAGUGACAGCUUCCUUUGUCAACCAGUACACCGAUGACAAGGUCUGGUCCAGCUACACCGAAUAUGUCUUCUACCGUGAACCCUCCCGAUGGUCCUCCUCCCACUGCGACUGCUGCUGCAAGAACGGCAAAGGCGACAAGGAGGGGGAGAGCGGCACCUCCUGCAACGAGCUGUCCACCUCCAGCUGUGACAGCCAGUCUGAGGCCAGCUCCCCCCAGGAGACCGUCAUCUGCGGCCCUGUCACCCGCCAGCCCAACAUCCAGACUCUGGACCGCCCGGCCAAGAAGGGCCCAGUGCAGCUGCUGCAGCAGUCGGAGAUCCGCAGGAAGAGCGACCUGCUGCGGACUCUCACCUCUGGCUCCAGGGAGUCCAACUCCAGCAAGAAAAAAGCGGUGAAGGAGAAGCUCUCCAUUGAGGAGGAGCUAGAAAAAUGUAUCCAGGAUUUCCUCAAAAUCAAAAUCCCAGACAGGUUUCCAGAGAGGAAGCAUCCCUGGCAAUCCGAACUGCUGCGGAAGUACCACCUAUAG
Indicator indicator is the source of this 1284-nucleotide messenger RNA. RefSeq names its product potassium channel tetramerization domain containing 16 (gene KCTD16). The transcript is spliced from 2 exons. The record is from RefSeq and is a predicted model, not a curated record. Gene Ontology annotation, molecular function: protein binding. The coding region runs from base 1 to 1284 and encodes 427 amino acids. NCBI's taxonomy places the organism in Eukaryota, Metazoa, Chordata, Aves, Piciformes, Indicatoridae. Gene Ontology annotation, cellular component: postsynaptic membrane; presynaptic membrane. Gene Ontology annotation, biological process: protein homooligomerization; regulation of G protein-coupled receptor signaling pathway.